CCGGAGAGUGAGGGGCAGGGGAGGCGCACGCUGCGAUCCCCUCCCCUCACAGACAGCAGCAGCAGCGCGGUGAGCGGCACUGGGGACAGUGGAGGAGAUGCGCCCCCUUGAGGCCAGGAGCCCGGCGGCAGCCGACUCCACUGCCUCCCAGAGUUCCGCCCCUGGGAUGUGACAGUAGGAUGGAUCUAUACGUCACAUAUUUGUGCAGUAUGUAUAACACAUAUUUACAAUAAAGACACCAGCAGCACCAGCAGCACCCCCACGCACUACCUGCUGCUACUGCUGCAACGGUAGAUGCUAGCUUCAAGUGGUACUGCUGCUUAUCACACUCCCCCUCCCCGUGUGUCACCAUGGUAACACUUCCGUGUUUAUCAGCAAAACCGUGAUGUCAUCAAGCGGCGCCGAAGGAUGACAGCGCACUGCACGGGGAGACCGGCCUGGAACGUUCUCGGCUCGGGGCAGGAGGACACGGUGACGGAGGAUGACUCGGCAACUUAGACCCGAUAUUUAACAUUCCAAGAGACUUCCAUUGUAGGAUGGAGUUGCCAGAUUUGGGAAAGCAUUGCUCGGAAGUCACAUGCAAACAACUAGACUUCCUUCCACUGACAUGUGAUGCAUGUGAGGAACUUUUCUGCAAGGAUCACAUAACGUAUGACCGUCAUAAGUGUUCUUCUGCAUAUAAAAAGAAUGUGCAGGUCCCAGUUUGUCCACUGUGUGAUGCUCCUGUACCAAUAAAGAGAGGAGAGCUGCCUGACAUAGCUGUUGAACGGCACAUUGCCAGAAACUGCAGCUAUGAGCUUUCCGUGCAUAAACAGAAGAUUUUCAGUAACCGAUGCUGUAAAGAGGGGUGCAGAAAGAAAGAGCUGAUGAAGAUCGAAUGUGUCCAGUGUCAGAGUAACUUCUGCCUCUCACACAGACAUCCGUUGGAUCAUGACUGCAAAAGCAAAGGGCCGCUGCUGUCUAAAGCUGGAUAUGCUGCUUUGAUGAGAUCUCAGAAGACUUCAGAGCAAAACAAACCUGCUGUUAACCCUCCCAUGAAGCCGCAGAAGACAGACCAGUCUGGGUGUUCCAAAGCUCAAGAUAAAAUUGAUCCUCUGGUGGCUUCCGGAGGACCAGUCAUAUCUGCUUUUGACCUUCACAAUGGAUUGAGUGAAGCUGAAGCCCUGCAGAGGGCACUGGAGCUCUCCUUGCUGGAGGCUGGUAUAAAUAACCUGCUCACUCUCAGAAAUCCAAACAUUAGCACAAUGAAAACCACAGGACAAUGAAAAUACGUGAAGGCUAUUGUGGUGACCAUCCACAUGAAAUGAACGCUUAAGUUAAAUUAAUUACAUUCUUUUUUGCUUUUCAGGUUAUUUCUGACUUCCAUUUUCCAUGCAUUGUUACUUUGUGUGCUACAUCUAGUGACUACAUGUAUAUAUUUCUAGGAUUUGAGGCUGUAAAUAUGUUUUUCAGAUAUGUAAUAAAUACUUUUAGAUUUUGUUAAA
Messenger RNA from Pseudophryne corroboree (corroboree frog), 1484 nucleotides. It is a transcript of the gene ZFAND2A, whose product is annotated as zinc finger AN1-type containing 2A. Gene Ontology annotation, cellular component: endoplasmic reticulum; cytoplasm. The transcript is spliced from 9 exons. Gene Ontology annotation, biological process: proteasome-mediated ubiquitin-dependent protein catabolic process; protein targeting to ER. The record is from RefSeq and is a predicted model, not a curated record. Gene Ontology annotation, molecular function: zinc ion binding. Lineage: Eukaryota; Metazoa; Chordata; Amphibia; Anura; Myobatrachidae. Bases 537 to 1265 code for a protein of 242 amino acids.